This is a messenger RNA of Pangasianodon hypophthalmus (striped catfish), 1965 nucleotides long. RefSeq names its product Rab interacting lysosomal protein-like 2 (gene rilpl2). Bases 504 to 1109 code for a protein of 201 amino acids. The record is from RefSeq and is a predicted model, not a curated record. Gene Ontology annotation, molecular function: protein dimerization activity. Lineage: Eukaryota; Metazoa; Chordata; Actinopteri; Siluriformes; Pangasiidae. The transcript is spliced from 5 exons.
AUUAGCAGAAACAUGUUGCACCUUAAUUUCGUUGAUGGAAGUUACUGAGCCUAGAUUUAGCUAUUUUAGGAAACAUAAAAUAUUUUAAAAUAUAUAUCAAAUAUUAAAAAAAAUAGCAAGGCUAUUUCAGAUUACUCCGCUUUUAUUACCUCGCUUCAUGGAAUAACGCCCGUACAUGCGCUGCUGUUGUUUACACGUUCACUGCAGCAACGUCUUUCACUGAUUGACAGAUGGCUGACUGAUGUGUUCUACAUGAGCGUAUACCAUCGUUUAACAACCUCGUAGCUCAUGGCGAGUCAAUGUUACAGUUCUGUGUGGCAGAAUGGCAUCGGUACUUCCGGAACCUGACUGUUCAACUCCAGCGGGAACAAGGAAGGGGAAGUUUUUGCAGUAGUGUGGACUUUAACACUGGGCCACUAAUGACCGUAGCCUAUUACUUAGGUUUAUUUUCAUAUUUGAUUUAGAGCUAUUACUUGUUUAUACUGUGUACACAGGACACGGAAAUGGGAGAUUUGCAUGCUGGAUCACCGGUUCCUGCCUUUGAGAAAGACCCGUUGGAACUUGGGGUUGAAGAUGUUUAUGACAUUUCAUACGUCAUUGGCAAAGACUUAUUAAAAAUAAACAGUGGUGGUCAGGAGGUCUCAGAAUUACAAUUCAAAAUUGUCCGAGUGUUGGAAAUGUUUGAAAUAAUGGUAAGUAAGUAUAGCCUGUCGCUGGAGGAGCUGAGAAUGGAGCGAGACAACCUGAAAGGAGAGCUGGACAGAGUUGUUGCGGGUUCGCAUGAAACCGGUAACAAUCAGAUAAUUGGGCCCGACAAGCUGGUGAUAGAUAUGAAGGACCCAAACCGACCACGAUUCACAAUGCAGGAGUUAAAGGAGGUUCUACAGGAGAGGAACCAGCUUAAAGCACAGCUACUGGUGGCCCAAGAAGAGCUACAACUCUAUAAAAGUGGUGUUUUACCUAAGCCAGAACCAAACAUGGUGGAAGUAAAUCUGGGGACUCCUUCCUCAUUAGACCCCCAACUUUCUGUUCCUACAAAGGAGAACAAAGAACUACACAAAGAGGAGAGGACUACUAUUCAAAAACUGUUCUCAUUUAGAAGAAAAUGACAACAGCAUCUAACUUGCCUCUAGGGAUCAGAAGCAUAUUUUCAAGGACUCUGACAUCUUCUGUAUAGUGUCCUAAUCAACGGGACAAUAUGUUGUACUUUUGAAAAAUCUUCCUCUUAUGUGAAUUUCUCUUUUUAAAAGCCAUUUGUUCAUCUAACAAAUUAGUUACCUUUUAAAAUGCUACAUGCUUACUACAAGUUUCAUCACUUACUGUUGCUUUACAUUCAUUUUGUUGAUUGACAACUUAUCAAAUGAUGUUGGAUUUUAAAAAAAAUAAAUAAAAAAAGGGGGCUCCUGAGUGGGGAGCAUUCACCCCGUUUUUGGGAGAACUCAAGUUUAACGGUGGCUGGGAGCAAAAUUGGAAAUUAUCACUGGGAGGGAUGCUAUACUCCCUCUCCUGUCAAUCACAGUGACACUUGGUAGUUGUGGGCAUCUGUGAGCUCAUGUAUGCAAAAGAUAGAAGAUAGUGUUUUCCUCCAAGUGUGUUAUGAUGCCCUGCAACACCCCAUGAGCAGCAGUUGGAAAAAGAUGCAGUUGGAGCAUGUUAGACUUCACCCUCCCAGUUUGUAGCUGUUAUUUGAUAGGGGAGAGUUGGCUGGUGGGUAGAAAUUGGCAGGUGUCCAAUUUGGGAGAAAAUGGGGGGAAGGUCUGGAAAAAUUAUCCACACAGGAUACUCAAGAACUAAUACUUACUUGUACAGUCUUUUUCUAAUUACAGGUAUCUUGCGGCACCAUUUUAAAUAAAAAAAAUUGAUCUCUUGAAAUUUAACAGGGUUUUUCUACCUAGGCUCUGCUUUAUUAACAAAACUCAAUGUUUGAAGAUAUAGUUCAAAUUUAAUAAAGACAAAAAUUGCUAA